AUGCCUGGCUGUCUGUCAUCUGGGGAGGGUGACAUCAAGACUUUGUCCAUCAACUUGUCGGAUCUGACAACUCUCGUUGAUUCUGAUUUGCUGAGAGGAACUGCUACCAUGGUUACUGAGGAUGUAUUUGGGAAAGAUGGAAUUCGCUGGUCCGCAACUGGGUUUAUUCUCCCAUCCAAAAGACGUGGGAACAUCGUUCUUAUGGAUGACUCGAAAGGCGAAGGAGUCGGCAAGUCGUAUGAUAUCACAACGUCGAAAUGCAACAUGGGAGUAUGGUCCUACCACCGUGUUCGCUGGCACGAUGUCAACGGCGACGGUCGUAAAGACGCGCUCACGUCCAGACUGCGUUUCGAUUUCACAAUUGGUUUAGAGAAGGCUGAGAUGGUUUGGUUGGAGCACCCUGAAGAUCCGUUCAAUGGUGAACCAUGGAACAUCAAUUACAUGUACGAUGGACCUGAUGCAUUCUUCACACUGGUCAAUCUCACGACACCUGAUGGCACAUUUGAGGCUAUUAUAUCUCCUGGGUAUUUCUUACAGACAUUGUUUGUACAUUGGAUUGAAGGUCCUGCCACUGAUUGGUCAAAGCCUGAUCGGAUCUACUCUCGAAUUAUCGAUGCGGUUGUUGGAGAAUCCUACUUUGAUGCAUACGUAACAGAUGCAAACCGUGAUGGACGCACUGAUGUAUUAGUCACUGCAAGCAGUGAAGUCAACGGGAAACUGCUCGCCUUUGAAAUCCCCGAUGAUUUCCGUACCGAAGAAUGGACUCGUCACCUGAUCGCGGAUGGUUUUGUCCCAAUCUUAUCCCAGGAGGGCCAGGGCUCGCCAGGCAUCGUACUCCCCAUCUACGAGAAAACUACAGAAACAGACAAAAAGCCCCUUCUUCUCCUCACAGGCGAUGAUGACGGCAAAAUCUACAUCUUUGAGAGCGAGGACUACGAUGACGUCACCAACUGGAACUACAACGAAACUAUCAUCUUCAGCGUGCCCGGAACGGUGGGCGCGAUGUCCGUUCAAGACAUCAACGGCGACGGAUACAAUGAGAUCUUCAUCCCCGGUUAUUCCGUCAGCAGAUUCCACAUCUAUACCUUUGCGCCUUAAUGAUGUCACAAUACUGAAUGAUGAUAGUAGGUGCUUUGACCGGGAUCCCGUUUCAUAAAAAGCUGAACAUUCCGAAAUAAAAUCUUGAAAU
Lytechinus pictus (painted urchin) is the source of this 1189-nucleotide messenger RNA. RefSeq lists its product as uncharacterized. The record is from RefSeq and is a predicted model, not a curated record. The transcript is spliced from 9 exons. Bases 1 to 1098 code for a protein of 365 amino acids. NCBI's taxonomy places the organism in Eukaryota, Metazoa, Echinodermata, Echinoidea, Temnopleuroida, Toxopneustidae.